Molecule: messenger RNA, 4820 nt
Organism: Xyrauchen texanus (razorback sucker)
Lineage: Eukaryota; Metazoa; Chordata; Actinopteri; Cypriniformes; Catostomidae
Gene: sez6b
Product: seizure related 6 homolog b
Exons: 18
Coding region: 228-3314 (1028 amino acids)
Biological process (GO): synapse maturation; regulation of dendrite development
Cellular component (GO): endoplasmic reticulum; neuronal cell body; dendritic spine
Source: RefSeq, a predicted model, not a curated record
UGCUGACAGCACUCAGAGCGAGCGCAGAAAUCUAACAUUUUCUGCCUCUACGUUCACAAUUACAAUCUGAUCAGCCCUCCUCGUCUCGCGCAGCGACCUCGCUUCUUACGGCGCGUGCAGCGGAGGUCUCGUGACGAGAACGUCUGUGUUCUGCUUCUCUUAAUUAUUCCGAAAGUGUUUUAUUACAACAAGGACGUAUUCUGUAAGAGGAACCCACUGCCGUGAAAAUGUACUCGUCAAGAAAUUACAAACCAAACAUAGUCAUUCUGACGCUGGCCGUAUUUGUUUGUGUGGCGAACGCACGAGGGCAAGGAUCUUUUAUGGAUGGGAGGUUAGCAGUCACCCAAAGAGGAGGUCAGCUGGAGGCAGAAGAUGGGUCCAACCCAUACCACACUACACAGAACCCAGAGAGAGACCUGCCCCUGCUCACCACUGCUCCCCCUUUCAGUAGCCUCAACCACCAUCAGACUUAUAAGCCCUUCCCACCUUACGACCCACUGCAUCAAAGCCAUGAGCAGUACUUUCAGGACAGCGGCGGGGCGGCUCAUCAUCCCACAAUGCCAUCCACUAGUUCCCAUCUCCUUCAAGAUCCUUCCACUCAGCAUGUCCCACAUGAGGAUACACCUCCGUUCUCUCAUGUAACGGCUAUCAAACCCACCACAUUGGCACCAUCUUCUGCUGCCCUCACCCAGUCACACAUGUCCAGUGUCCAGCAUGAAUCUUCAGCAGAAACACAAAAGAGAAGUUCCAAGGAGCCACCUGUGUCCAUGACCACAAGAUCACUGACCACUGAUGCUCAAACAUCCAAUGAAAAACAUUUAGAAAAAGAUAGGGGCGUCAAAAUAUCCUCCAACAAUGGGCCCAAAGAUGCAACUAACAAAGAAAAGAUGCAAAAGAUCAAGAUAGAACAUGAUGCUCCAUUAAGCGAUGUUACUGCAACAGCAUCAUCGGUGUCUGUAGAUUUGGAUGACAAGACUGCCACCUCCACCAUCAUCACCACGACGGUUAUAACGACCAUGCAGAUGCCAGCUCCAUGCAGCAGCAAUUUCACAGCACCGGGAGGAUACAUAGAGACACCACAGCCAGCCAAGAGUUGGUACAAUACAAAUGUAGACUGCACGUACACUGUGACCGUCUACAUGGGUUACGGGGUGGAAAUUCAGGUGAUGAAUGUGAGUCUGGCUGAAGGCGAUGUUGUUAGAUUUGAAGACCUGGGCGGCAGGGAGCCUUCUGUGCUGGCAAACGAGUCCAUCUUGCUGAAGGGUCUGGUGGUACGCAGCUGGAGCAACCAAAUUUCCAUCCAUUUCCGCAGUCAGAAGCCGCAGUCCAGCUCCUUGCUACUGCGUUACCAAGCCUUUGUGUUGAGCUGUAACUUCCCUGAUAGACCAGCUUACGGGGAUGUGUCUGUGACUAGCCUGCAUGCAGGGGGUGAGGCCUAUUUCUACUGCUUAAAUGGAUACCAGCUCCAGGGUCCCUCCACCCUGACGUGUCGCAAUGCUACCACACCCUACUGGAAUGGAAAGGUGCCCUGGUGUACUGUGGCCUGCGGUGGAAUGAUGAAGAAUGCAACUCUUGGUCGCAUUGUGUCCCCUGGUUUCCCUGGGAACUACAGCAACAACCUGACCUGCCACUGGGUGCUGAAGGCCCCUGAGGGUCAACGGCUCCAUGUACACUUUGAAAAAGUGGCCCUUGCAGAAGACGAUGACAGGUUUAUGAUCAAAAAUGGUAACCACAUCGACACGGCAAUUCUUUAUGACUCAUAUGAGGUGGAAUACCUGCCGAACGAGGGAAUCGUCAGUUCUUCCAGACAUCUCUUUGUGGAGUUUACAACGGAUGGCUUCGGCACCAACACAGGCGUAGCCAUCAGAUAUGAAGCUUUUGCGGCAGGGCAUUGCUACGAGCCAUUCGUCAAGUACGGCAACUUCACCACCACUGACAGCACUUACGCUGUGGGCACGGUUGUGGAGUUCACCUGCGACCCCGGCUACACCCUGGAGCAGGGCUCCGUCAUCAUCGAGUGCAUGGAUCCCAGCAACCCUCAAUGGAAUGAGACUGAGCCUGCCUGCAGAGCUGUAUGCAGUGGAGAGAUCACCGAUUCAGCUGGGGUGGUGUUGGCCCCAAAUUGGCCUGAGGCCUAUGAUAAAGGCCAGGACUGCAUCUGGGGGAUUCAUGUGGAAGAAGACAAGAGGAUCAUGCUAGACAUCCAAGUUCUCCACAUGGGCAAGAAUGACCUGCUGACGUUCUAUGAUGGAGAUGACCUGACUGCAAAGAUACUGGGCCAGUACAGUGGCUCCAGGCCUCGUUUCAAACUCUACACCUCCAUGGCUGAUGUCACCAUCCAGUUUCAAUCAGACCCCGCCACCAACAUCUACGGCUACAACAACGGCUUUGUAGUACACUUUUUUGAGGUACCGCGUAAUGACACAUGUCCUGAGCUUCCAGAGAUCUCUAAUGGAUGGAAGACCACAUCUCACCCUGACCUGGUGCAUGGUACAGUGGUGACGUAUCAGUGUUACCCGGGCUUCGAGGUGGUGGGCACUGAAAUGCUGAUGUGUCAGUGGGACCUGACCUGGAGCGGAGACCUGCCCAGCUGUGAAAGAGUUCUGUCAUGCCCAGACCCAGGCACAGUGGAGCACAGUCGCAGGGUGAUGUCAGGGCCACGUCUCAUCGUGGGCUCCACUGUGCAGUACAUCUGCAACAAAGGCUACUUGCUGUCAGGUAACAGCCUCCUCUCCUGCUAUCACCGUGACUCCACUGGCCCGAAAUGGAGCGAGAAACUGCCCAAAUGCAUCCCUGACACAUUGGAGCCAUGCAGGAAUCCUGGGACACCUGCCUAUAGUAUCCAGAGCUCAGAGAAGCGUGUGUAUCAAGCAGGAGAGACUCUGCACUUCUCCUGUCUGAGCGGGUAUGAGCUCCAGGGUGAACCUGUUCUCCGUUGUGUCCCCGGGCACCCUUCCAAAUGGAGCCAUCCACCCCCACUGUGCAAAGCUGUAACACUGGAGUACAUAGAUGAACACAGGCUAGAUGUGGCCAGUGCAGACUUCAGUAUGGAGGGAGCCAGUGUGGCUGUUUCCAUUUUUAUCCCAGUGGCCAUUAUCAUGAUUAUCAUCAUGUCAAUAUAUUUCUACUUUUCAAGGGUGCAGGGGAAAUCACUACGCCUGUCCAUGUCCACAUCGCCACAAUAUGACCACAUUAGAGGAGAGUCGGCUUUUGAAAACCCCAUUUAUGAGACUGGAAGACCUAUGAUUCAAACCAGCCACCAGAGGUACUCUCUAGGAUUCUGUUGUAAAGAAAGAGCCUGUAAGGAGAGUUGAUCUGUGGAGUAGCAUCACAUGGACAUGGCAGAGAAGGAUACAAGAGAAUAUGAAGUCUCCAUUUAAAAACAACAAAGCUCAUUUUAGCAUGGAGGACCGCAAGCCUUUCUCUGCCUUGUGGAAACUUUCUCAGUUCCUCUCAUAUCUUGUGUAGCAACUCUGCUCUUAUACCUGCCUACCUUCUCAUCCUUUCUUAUCUGCUGUAAAUAUUGCCUUGCUUCUGAGGACUUCCACAAGUGAAGAGUGUGGACAACAUGAUAUUAUUUUUGUAGAGCUUCAAUAGCCAUGGCCUAGCAGAAUUGCUUGUACAGUUUUUACCCGUAAUUUAGCCAAAUUAAAUAAGGAAUUUAAAAAUGAUUAAAAACUGGGAAAUUAUGUCAUUUUGCUGAUUGAUGUCUCUUUAAACAUAUUUAUUCAUUUAUUUAAUUUCUUGAUUGUUGCGCUCAACACCCAGAGAUAAUUUAUGGCCUGAAAGGGCAUCAAGAGUAUUACAAUUCAGUAUGUGGCUUAUUCAGAUGAAUUUGCCGCAAAUGUAAUGGUUAUUAUAACAUUUGACACCUGAAUGGCAUGCAGGGAAAAGUAAACACAUUGAAAUUACAAUGGUGUAAAACAAAAAGUAACCAUUCAACAAUAAAUCGUGUGCAUGGUUUACAGCUUUACAGUUUUCCCCACACAUCAUAAAAAUUAGACGUUUUAAUUAUCAACCUUCAAAUGACAUCUGCCAGUUUUUGAAAUGUAGUGUAUUGCAUGGGGACUGGUCUGGCACUUGGUUCUGUAUCCAAUGAUGUGAAGUGGGUCUCCAUUUCAUCUACCCGAAGCCUUUACUUUAUCCUUAAUUGUAGCUAGCCUGUGUGUGCAGUGACAGAGUAAGACUGAGAGGAAAGAGGUCGCUACCUGCGCUGAAUUUUGCCUUUGGUUGAAUAAGCCAAAAGUUAAAAAUAUAUAUGUACAGCAAGUUCUUGUAAAUCAUCCCUCCUUCACUGAUCAUACUGGCUCAGAUUUUUUUGGUUUCAGUUUAUUUUUGUAUGUUUUUAUACAUAUGAUGGAACAAAAGAACAAUUGACUGUACUCUUUCAGCAGGCAUUCUUAAUCUAUAAAUAUCUAAGAAUGUACAUAAAAUUUGUAUUAGAUAUGGCUUAAAUGUAUGUAUAUAUGAGGUUUACCUAUCAUAGAAUAGAUCAUUGUUCAUCAUUUGAUACUGUCUGUCAACAUCAAUGAUAUGGAUCGUCUAAAACAAAUAUGUACUUGUUCUCCAUAUUAAUGUUGUCCGUAUUGAAAAAAUUUAAUUUCAAUGUAAUUAGCAAAAGCUGCCAAAAACAUCACAAUUGGUCAUACAACAGAUAAAAGAAUUGCAUCAUGGAUGUAUGUUUCAUUGUUUCACUGUCUUCUAUUGGAAAAAAAAUAAAAAAUUCGGAAACCUAACAACAUUUAAUUGAUUUAUGAAAUCUCAGAGAAUUCAGAGUGUAGCAGCGUAAAUGAAUUCCUUGACACAGUGCUCAAACUGAA